Messenger RNA from Postia placenta MAD-698-R-SB12, 3509 nucleotides. RefSeq lists its product as hypothetical. The record is from RefSeq and is a predicted model, not a curated record. Gene Ontology annotation, biological process: nucleotide-excision repair. Bases 1 to 3438 code for a protein of 1145 amino acids. Lineage: Eukaryota; Fungi; Basidiomycota; Agaricomycetes; Polyporales; Adustoporiaceae. Gene Ontology annotation, cellular component: nucleus. Gene Ontology annotation, molecular function: single-stranded DNA binding; DNA endonuclease activity. The transcript has 11 exons.
AUGGGUGUUAAGUCGCUAUGGACCUUGCUGGAUCCUGUCGGCAGACCGGUUCCACUGGAGACUAUGGAAGGGAAGUCAAUGGCUAUAGACUCAAGCAUCUGGAUAUACCAAUUUCAGGCAACGAUGCGCGAUAAGGAAGGCCGGGGUUUGGUCAACGCUCACGUUCUUGGCUUCCUUCGUCGUAUAUGCAAGCUUUUGUUCUAUGGUAUUAAGCCUGUCUUUGUCUUUGAUGGAGGGGCUCCUGCCCUCAAGCGAGCUACCAUUUCUGAGCGCAAGAAAAAGAAAAGCGGGGCCGCUCUGAGUCAUGCAAAGGUUGCAGAACGGCUGCUUGCAGCGCAGAUGAGGCGGGAGGCACUGAACCAAGUCAAGACGAAAGGGUCUACCGGCAAAGGCAAGGCUCCAGAGGGACCUGUUGUUAUCAAUGAGAAUACAGUGUAUCUAGAAGAUGUUGACGAUUCUCUGCCCAAGACGCCGUCAAAGAAGAUACAAAAGGGGGUAACUGAGCCCACGCCUCCGUCGUCGAGAAAGAAGUCGCGUUGGCAUGACCAUGAUCCGUACAAAUUACCAGAUGUUAACCUCGAUGAGGCCAUUGCUAACGCGACACGGUCUAUGGUUCCGGACCCUCGUCUCGCAACUGAGGAUGAAUUACGCGCCUUCAUCGAGGAGAUGCGCCCGGAAGAUUUCGACGUCACCUCUCCUGAAUUCCGCGAACUACCUACAGAAGUUCAGUACGAAAUUGUCGGUGAUCUUAGGCUCAAGUCGCGGCAGAUGUCCUACAAGCGUCUUCAGAACAUGUUGAGAAAUGCUAAGACCCCAUUGGACUUCUCGAAGGAACAGAUCAAGAACCUCAAGCACCGUAAUGCUCUCACACAGCAGCUACUCAUUACUACCGACACCAUUGGGAAAGCCAAUGUCACCAUCCCUAUUAGGAUAGCCAGCGAGCGGAACAAGGAAUAUGUCCUCGUCAAGAACGAAGGCAACGAAGGAGGAUGGGUGCUCGGAAUUCGAGACGAGGGCACCCAGAGCAAACCAAUCGAGGUUGACCCUGGCAGCGACAAAGAGGAUGACCAGGACAGUGACGCUGAUAUGGAAGAAGUGGCGAUCAAUGAUAAGCCCGUAUUCGACCCGGAGAUGAGGGAAUUUCGGAGAGGCCAGGCCCUGGCCGCUUUGGCCAACAAGUACUCGCCAAAGAAGCUGGCACCGUUGACGUCGAAGGCAUCGCAUAAGCCAAAGAACGUACGACCGCUCUUUGCUCCAGAUGAAGAGGAGCUACAUCAGCUUCCGCCUAGUGAUGAUGAUAACGACCACACGCUUGCCCUGGUUAUUCAAGAGUCGUUGGACGAAGAGGAAGCCUCGCAGUUACGUCAGGCGUUGGAAGCUUCCAAAGCCCAGUUUCGCACCAACAAACCAGAUUCCGACGACGACUUGUACACCACGCCUGUACGUCUGGAGACUGCACUAUCCAUCGCAAACGUUGGUUCUGCUAGGAGGUCAUCGGGACAGAUCAACCAAGUCUCAAAUCAAUCACCGUCUAUGUUUGGUGUCCCUUCCCUACUUCUGCCUUCUCACGUUUCUCCUCCGGCUCCUGUAGCAGUCGAAAUACAGUCGGAUUCCGAGGAUAACAUGGAAGAGGUAUCCCUCGUACACAGUCGUGCGACACCGGUUGUCGUUGCCGCAGAAGCUACAUUCGAAGGCCGAGUCUUUCCCGAGGCUUCUGUUGAGCAGUUGCCUGAAGGACUAAGCUCGGAUUCAGAUGACGACAUGGAGGAAGUGCCUUCAACUCUACCAGUUAUGCAUACAAAAGCUACUUCGCCUGUCUCUCGACAAGAGACAUCGCCUCAGAACGGGUCUCCACUUUCUGAGUCCGUCCAAAGUCUAAGAACACUACCACCAAGCAGAGCCGUAUCCCUACAAGCCUCAAUCCACGGACCUCGCCAUAAUGAGACGUCUCUGGAGCUAGGAAACGACGGCCAGGUACCUCCAGACUCGGACGAGGCAUCUGACCCAUGGGAUCAACCUGUGUCUUCCACAGCAGAUCCCUCGGGGAGCACCCUCGUCCCUGUAGAGUCUACGGGGGACAGCUGGGACGCAGCGGAAGAAAUGGAUACCCAAGCAGAGGAAGGGGAGUUCGCUCGAUUCAUAUCGCAGGUCAAGGGCAAAGACAUUAAUGCUGUGCGGCGCGAAAUCGACGAAGAGAUCAGGGAUCUACACCAGCAGAGGAAAGCGGCAAUGCGGGAUUCCGAGGAUAUAACGCAGCAAAUGGUUUCUCAAAUCAUGAUUAUGUUGCGCCUGUUCGGAAUCCCGUACAUCACGGCUCCUAUGGAAGCAGAGGCGCAAUGCGCAGAGCUGCUCACCCUAGGUCUCGUCGACGGUAUCAUCACAGACGACUCCGACGUCUUCUUGUUUGGUGGCCUGCGCGUCCUCAAAAACAUGUUCAACCAAUCCAAGACGGUCGAGUGCUACCUUCUUGCCGAUCUGGAGCGUGAGCUAGGUUUAGAUCGAGACAAGCUGAUUCGGCUGGCGUACCUUUUGGGCAGUGAUUACACAGAUGGCCUACCGGGGGUAGGCCCAGUUGUUGCUAUGGAGCUUUUGAAAGAGUUCCCCGGGCAGGAUGGCUUGCACAAGUUUAAGCACUGGUGGCAGAAGGUCCAAGGCGGCAAAGAUACAGCUACCGACACCAACACCAGUUUUCGCAAGCGCUUUAAGAAACGGUUCAAGGACCUUUACCUACCUGACGACUGGCCUAACCCAGCAGUUAGAGAUGCGUACUACCAUCCAACUGCAGACAAGUCUGAGGAUCCCUUCAAGUGGGGGCUCCCUGACCUAGACGCGCUUCGAGAUUUCUUCAAUUCAGAAUUGGGCUGGCAUCAGUCGAAGGUUGACGAGCUCCUGCUGCCCAUAAUCCGCAAAAUGGGAAAACGAGGACAAAGCUCCGUGGCUAAGCAGGGGAGUCUUACGAGUUUCUUCGACGUUCCACUCGGAGGUGCAGCUCCUCGCAAGCGACAAGCUUACGCCAGUAGAAGACUGCAGCAAGUCGUAUCUGACUUUAGGAAGGAACGCGUCAUGCAACAGUCUGCCGAGUCUUCCGCAGCGUCAGGGGAAGAAGAUGCAACCAUCGGGUCUGAUUCUGAGGUCAAGGAGAAACCAGCCAAAAGGAGAAAGACGACUGCCGCCAAAGGGAAAGGCAAGGAAGGCACCCUGCCCACUAGUAAGAGAUCGUCGACUGCCAAAGGCAAGCGUGGGCGCGGUGGCAAAGCCAAGCAAGCCCGCAAGCGGCAAGCGUCUGGGAGUGCAGGCGAGUGCGAGGAUGUUGAAGUAACUCCCGCGAUAGCUGGGUCGCCUCCACCGCCGUUGUCUGUCAAUUUGCGGCCUCGACCGAAACCUGCCUACCGAGGCGCACAGGGGCCCACCACGUCAGAUGAGGAGGGCGAGAUAUAGUAUCGGACGAAUCGUUCGGUAGAUUUAGCACAAUAUGUUCCAGAUAAUUACUGGUGGCCGUAGCUUCACUC